CAAUGAUCCAAUCAGUCUUACCCUGGCACUCGUUCUGUAAGGUCGUGAUAACCGUGAAUCAUACCAUACAGUGUUACUUGGAAAUUUUUUGCCAUGGAUAUCAUCAAGCCCCUCUUCGUCCUGUUGUUCUACAUCAGCUCCGUGCGGGCCGCCCCCAUCUCAGGGCCGAGAACACACUUGACGGGACCUGGAAGCCAAGACGGGUGUGUGAACCUGGCGGCCCCCAAAAUAUUGAUGUGUUUGGAGAUGGAAGACGCCAAGGACCUCUCCUUUUAUAACCUCACCUGCCACUUCGGCCCCAACUCCCAGCUGGUCUACAACUGCUCCUCUGACACCAAUUGUGAAGGUCAGGGUGUGCUGAAGGGAGCCACCUACCCUCCAGAAGUUAACCCCAACUGCCAUGGGCUUCCCUUCACCAACAUCAACGGAGACCACAUGGGGACCUACAUCUGCCGCAUCAGUACUGACCGUCAAAGCUACUUAGUCACACAUAACCUCCAACCAUGUCCAGGCUCACACAAGGAGGAGGACAGUACACCAACACCCACCACCGAUCAGCCUCAACCAGGUGUGGUGAGGCUGUCUAUUAUUAUAGUAUCAGCGGUGGUGAUAGCGUUGCUGAUAUUCUACUUCUGCCACCGACAAUCCUCAUCGGCUAAUAUUUAAUGACAAUAUAAUUGACUGUUUGAGGUUGAUAUUGAUGGUACUGACAACACAAAAUAUUGAUGCAAUCUGGAUUGAAGAGUUUCCAAAAAUUUCUUAUACUGUCUGACCGUGUGAGGCUAAUACUGUCAACAUUGGUCUAGUAUAGCAACGGGCAUCAUGACAUGUACUGUGGUGUAAUGGCCAGUAUGCUCACCUCCCUAGGGGGGUGGACUCGGGUUCGAUCCCCGGGCAGAGUGAAACUAUGGGCAAGUUUCAUUACUCCAUUUGUCUCUGUCUACCAAGCAGUAAUUGGGUAGCUGCCGCCUCAGUGUGGGCGAGGGGACCACCGUCCAGGAGAUCUACUUCGUGCAUACAGCCAAGGCCCUCUACCUGUCAUUGGAGGCUUGCAAGUGCCUCAACUUGGUGCCUGUCGACUUUCUGCUCCAUAGGCGUGCUGUGGCUGCCGUGGGCGGAGAGGGCAGCACACUGCCGACGACCUACCUCCAAACCCUGGACUUGAGAGCAGUCGUGUCCCUCCUAGGCCAGUUGAGAUGCCCUUGCCUACUUUGGAGGAGAAUGUGGCCAGGAUGGAAGCAUGGCUGCUCACACACUUUUCAUCCACCGCAUUCAACACCAGCAGGUCCCCACUGCCAGUCAUGACUGGUCCCCCUCACCGUAUCCACCUGACGCCCGGCAUGACCCCCUACGCCUGCCACACACCUGCUCCCAUUCCGAAACACUGGGAUGCGGAGGUGAAGGCCCAGUUGGAGGAGGACGUCAGGAGAGGCGUCAUCCAGCCAGUGCCUGCUGGUGAGGCUACGGAGUGGUGCGCCAGGAUGGUCGU
Messenger RNA from Homarus americanus (American lobster), 1489 nucleotides. RefSeq lists its product as uncharacterized. The transcript has 5 exons. The record is from RefSeq and is a predicted model, not a curated record. Lineage: Eukaryota; Metazoa; Arthropoda; Malacostraca; Decapoda; Nephropidae. Bases 94 to 666 code for a protein of 190 amino acids.